UGCAUUUUUAUGUCCUUUGAAACUUGAGGGCUGGAAGUUCUGGUAAGUAUGGAAAAUAAUCACUGUUUAAAUGUCCUGUCACCUCACAUGUGGAGAGUCAUGUAGUUUGCAGGUAGUAUGUGUUUAAACUUGGCAAUUGGUAACUGAGAUCUUUUUCUUUUCCCUCACAUCUUUGGUAAUAAUUUUGCACUGCUCGAUGGAGGAUUAAAGCCAAUGCCCUAUGAACCUCAGGAGAGAGAGGUCUUUGUUAUUUUCAGAAGAGGAAGCACCUGGCUGAGGUCCGACAGAGACUUCAUGGUCAUUCUCACAGAAAGAGUCUCUGCUCCCUUAUUCUCUGAUCUCCCUGUUGAUCAAUUGGAUGAGGAGACUGUUCCCCUGCCCUGGAAAUUACAGCGCGAGGCCCUGAAAUCACAUGGAGCUGUGAGUAGAGAUUCACCUGAUGAUCAUGGAAACCCCUCUCAGCCCAAGGACCAUGAGUAACCAGACGCUAGUAACAGAGUUUAUCUUGCAGGGCUUUUCAGAGCACCCAGAAUACCAUGUGCUCUUAUUCAGCUGUUUCCUCUCCCUCUACUCUGUGGCCCUCACAGGUAAUCUCCUCAUCAUUUUGGCCAUCAGCUUCAACUCUGGGCUCCAUACCCCCAUGUACUUUUUUCUGUUCAACUUGGCUACCAUGGAUAUUAUCUGCACCUCUUCCAUCAUGCCCAAAGCACUGGAGGGUCUGAUGUCAGAGGAGAGCUCCAUCUCUUAUGGGGGUUGCAUGGCCCAGCUCUAUUUCCUCACAUGGGCUGCAUCCUCUGAGCUGCUCCUCCUCACGGUCAUGGCCUAUGACCGGUAUGCAGCCGUCUGCCACCCUCUGCAUUACAGCACCAUGAUGAGCAAGGCUUUCUGCAGCAAGCUGACCACAGGUGUCUGGGUACUCUGUGCCUUCAACACAGCCAUCCACACUGGGCUGAUGCUGCGGUUGAAUUUCUGUGGUCCCAACAUCGUUACACAUUUUUUCUGUGAGGUCCCUCCUCUGUUGCUUCUCUCCUGUAGCUCCACCUAUGUGAAUAGCAUCAUGGUUGUCCUGGCUGAUGCCUUUUAUGGCAUAUUGAACUUCCUGAUGACCCUCGUGUCAUAUGGCUUUAUCAUGUCCAGCAUUCUAAAGAUGCGGACUGUAGAGGGGAAGAAAAAAGCCUUUUCCACCUGCUCUUCCCACCUCAUUGUGGUGUGUAUGUAUUAUACCGCUGUCUUCUAUGCCUACAUAAGCCCUGUCUCUAGCUACAGUGCAGAGAAGAGCAAGUUGGCUGGUGUAUUGUACACCAUGUUGAGCCCUACUCUCAACCCCCUCAUGUAUACUCUGAGAAACAAGGAGGUCAAAGCAGCCCUCAGGAAGAUUUUCUCCUUCACCAGAAAUUAAUUUCUGUCUUCUGCAACUUUUGUUGGAGACUGCAUAUUGAAGUCCACGGUGGCCUCAGAGACUCUCCAAUGAAUAAGGCUUUGAAAACUACCACUAAUGAACCAGUGUGAUUACGAGGUUUUCAACAUGCUGUGUAGAGCAAUUAUUGGUAAUCGUCUUGGUUUCUUGCAAUUUUUAUAUUUUCUGCAUCUUGUAAUGGAUUUUUUAAAAAAAUAAAUAGUACUUAAAUGAG
Messenger RNA from Acinonyx jubatus (cheetah), 1631 nucleotides. Its product is annotated as olfactory receptor 13A1. The record is from RefSeq and is a predicted model, not a curated record. Bases 440 to 1399 code for a protein of 319 amino acids. Gene Ontology annotation, molecular function: G protein-coupled receptor activity; olfactory receptor activity. Gene Ontology annotation, biological process: G protein-coupled receptor signaling pathway. Gene Ontology annotation, cellular component: membrane. NCBI's taxonomy places the organism in Eukaryota, Metazoa, Chordata, Mammalia, Carnivora, Felidae. The transcript has 2 exons.